AUGGAUAUCAGAUUACUUGAAGUUUUUCGUUCGAUUAAAAACAUCAUUUCAGAUGUUGAUAUAGUCUUACUAUUACUACUUAUCGGAUAUAGCAUCGUUGUCGUUAUAAGCUUAAACGAAAUUUUGCAAUAUUAUUUGUCUUUUACAACAAUUGUUGAGGACGCAGCAGUUUCAUCGGGAACAGAUAUGCAAUCAUUAUCAAACGAAAAAACACGCGACACGUUUAAAGAAUCUUCAGCGGUGAUCCCGUCAAACACAGAAGCAUCAAAUGAGAAGAAAUAUAACUUAACAAAAGACGCCUCAACUAAUAUCAUGUCAGAAGAAGCAACAACCGAGAAAAGACCGAAAGAUCUGGCUGUUACUAUUGCAUCAAACGCGAUUACAGAAUCCUCUUCGUCAGAUGGAAAAGAGUCUCAUUUAUCAAAAAACCCUUCCAUUGCAAAUAACGUUACAAAAGCAACAAAAGUUGACCGAGAAGCAUCGGCUGCGUCCGUAUCAAAUACCAAUACGCAAUCAAUAUCAAAUCAGACAGAAACACCGGCAGAAGUGUCAUUAGAUACAGAAACAGAUACACCGGCAACCGAAAAAGAAGCUGAUUUUCAAAAAUCUUCAGUUACAGGCAAAAUUGAC
This is a messenger RNA of Ambispora gerdemannii, 630 nucleotides long. The record is from the annotation of a GenBank genome assembly. Lineage: Eukaryota; Fungi; Glomeromycota; Glomeromycetes; Archaeosporales; Ambisporaceae.